Brassica napus (rape) is the source of this 4500-nucleotide messenger RNA. RefSeq lists its product as uncharacterized. The coding region runs from base 1 to 4500 and encodes 1499 amino acids. The transcript has 4 exons. NCBI's taxonomy places the organism in Eukaryota, Viridiplantae, Streptophyta, Magnoliopsida, Brassicales, Brassicaceae. The record is from RefSeq and is a predicted model, not a curated record. Gene Ontology annotation, molecular function: nucleic acid binding; RNA-DNA hybrid ribonuclease activity.
AUGAGCUGGAACUGUCAAGGGUUGGGGAAUCCCUUGACAGGCCAGAGAAUCCGGGAAAUCAGUAAAACCAUUUCACCGGACAUCUUCUUCUUGAUGGAGUCAAAAAACCCCACAGAGGUCGUCUUAGACAAAUUCAAGCACUCAGGCUACGAAUUCCACUAUAUUAUACCACCAGCCGGACAUGGAGCUGGAGGAUUGGGUUUAUUUUGGAAGGAAAAGAUAACCCUUGAUGUGUUAGAUGCAACACCCAAUCUUGUAGACACUUGCAUUAGUUAUGAAGGAAAAGUUUUCUUUGCCUCUUUCAUUUAUGGAGAUUCGGACUCGCAGAAACGUCGCUUGUUAUGGAACCAUCUCACGACACUUGCUGAAUCACGUGAUGCCCCAUGGCUUAUCACUGGCGACUUCAAUGACUUACUCUGCAGUGAAGACAAAGAAGGUGGCCCGACCAGAGCUGAAGGAUCUUUUAGCGACAUGCGUACUUUCUAUGCCGAGAACGACCUCUAUGAUCUACAAUACUCGGGUGACCCCCUGUCAUGGCGCGGACAGAGAGGAAUCCACUAUGUACGCUGCAGGCUAGACAGAGCCGCUGCAAACUCCAAAUGGGCGGAAAUAUAUCCAACAGCAAGAAGCAUGUAUAUGGCGUACGAAGGCUCUGACCAUAGACCACUACUGUCUGUAUUUGAACCGGGAAAGAAAAAGGGGAAGGGGCUUUUUAGAUACGAUAGGCGUUUAAAAGAUAACCCUGAAGCCACCCAAGUUAUAGUAGAUGCGUGGAAAGAAGAAGCCAACAAACCAAUCAUCCAUCGCAUAGCUCGGGUUCGAAGUGCAAUCUCCAUAUGGCACAAGAAUAGGCAUCUCAAUAGCAGGGAAAAAAUAGUAGAAAAGAAGAUGGAGUUAGAAGAGGCCCUUUCAAGCACAGCUAAUGAUCUAGUACUGAUACGAAAAAUCUCUGAGGAGUUGAAGAAAGCUUACGCGGAUGAGGAAGCGUAUUGGAAACAACGGAGCCGUCUACUCUGGCUCAGACUUGGGGAUCGCAACUCUGGGUAUUUUCACGCAGCCACAAAAAAUAGAAAGCGUGCAAACUCCUUCUCCGUAAUCGAAGACGCCGAGGGGAAUAUGGUCUAUAAGGAGGGGCAGAUCUCCACAGUGAUAAUAAACUACUUCAAGGACCUGUUCACCAGCGCUGGUAGAGACGACUUGGAUAUAGUAGAAAGGGCCCUGACACCCAAGAUUACAGCGGAGGACAAUGAGCUACUUGUCUCCAUCCCCAGCGCAACAGAGAUCAAAGACGCAAUCUUCUCAGUUCACGCCGACAAAGCGCCCGGUCCGGACGGGUUCUCUGCGAGCUUUUUCCAUUCGAACUGGGAUGCUAUUGGAGUAGACAUAGUGCUGGAGGUGCAGCAAUUCUUCGAAACUGGCUUUCUACCCGAGAAGAUCAACGAAACCUUUGUCCGACUAAUCCCGAAGAUCCAGAAUCCGAAAGCCGUCUCGGACUACAGGCCCAUAGCCUUGUGCAACGUUUACUACAAGAUCUUCUCCAAGAUCUUGACAAAGCGUAUGCAACCACUGCUAGCUCAGGUCAUCUCGGAAAACCAGUCCGCAUUCGUCCCUGGGAGAGCGAUUUCGGAUAACGUCCUUAUUACACAUGAAGUCCUCCACUACUUAAAGACGUCCAAAGCAAAACAGAGAGUCUCAAUGGCGGUAAAAACUGACAUGAGCAAAGCAUAUGACAGACUCGAAUGGGGCUUCAUACGGAGAGUAUUAUUGCGGCUGGGAUUCCACGCAAAAUGGGUCGACCUGAUCAUGGCUUGCAUCACAUCUGUUACCUACGCCUUCCUCAUCAACGGCUCGCCUAGAGGAAGAGUUAAACCGAGCAGGGGAAUCCGACAAGGAGACCCACUAUCACCAUACAUAUUCAUCUUGUGUAGUGAGGUGCUCUCGGGGCUGUGUAACAAUGCGCAAGCGGACGGCAGCAUAGAGGGGAUCAGAGUAGCCAGGGGCUGCCCUCAGGUUAACCACCUCCUCUUUGCCGAUGACACUAUGUUCUUCAUUAAAGUGGACAAGGACAGCAGCUCGGCUCUGGUCUCUAUUCUGAAACAAUACGAGUUAGCGUCGGGUCAGACAAUCAACCCAAACAAGUCGACUGUCACCUUCUCUUCCAAAGCGCCGGGACCUUUAAAGACAGCCAUCAAAGACGUGCUGCAGAUUCAGAAAGAGGGAGGUAUUGGCAAAUACCUUGGCUUGCCCGAACACUUCGGUAGACGGAAAAAAGAUCUCUUCAAUGCGAUUGUGGAGAGAAUAAAACAGAAAGCGAAGAGCUGGUCAAAUAGAUUCCUCUCUACAGCCGGGAAACUCACCAUGCUGAAAAGCGUCCUAACGCCAAUCCCCUCCCACUCGAUGACUUGCUUCAAGCUCCCUGUCUCUCUUUGCAAAAGAAUACAAUCCGCAUUUACGCGCUUCUGGUGGGACAGCAAUGACGGGACACGGAAAAUGGCUUGGGUCGCAUGGUCAACAAUGACAAAACAUGCCUCGGAAGGAGGAUUAGGUUUCCGUGACAUACAAUGCUACAACGACGCCUUUCUGGCUAAGUUAAGCUGGCGAGUCUUAAACCACCCGGAAAGCCUGAUGUGCAAAGUACUUCUUGGCAAGUAUUGCGCCAACGAGAGUUUCUUGGAAGUUGAGACAAGGUCCAACGCAUCCCAUGGGUGGCGUGGAAUUAUGAUAGGUCGUGACCUCCUCGCAGCAAACACUGGCUGGACAGUGGGUACGGGUGAGGAUAUAGAAGUAUGGAACGACCCCUGGUUGGAUAAUGCAAACCAACUGCGUCCGAUUGGACCGGCACCCGAACUCCUAGUUCAUCUAAAGGUUGCGGACCUGAUUGACCCUAUCCAACAUGACUGGGACAGAGCAAAGAUCCAAGCCACCAUCCCUCAGUACGAAGAUACUAUCCUCAGAAUAAAACUGAGCAAAACAGGGGCGGCUGAUAAACUUAGCUGGCUCAAAACCGCAACGGGCGACUACACUACCAAGUCUGGCUACUGGACAGCGUAUGAAAGGAUGCGACAACACGAAGAACAGCACCACCAGGCGGAGUUUGACUGGAAUAAAGGGAUUUGGGGACUGGAAAUUGCCCCUAAGAUCAAACUGUUUCUGUGGAAGGUUUUCCAAGGAGCAUUACCAGUGGGAGAAAGAUUAAUCUCGAGGAAUAUAGCCGGUGAUCCAAAAUGCGGGCGAUGCGGUCUCACUGAAUCUAUCCAUCAUCUACUCUUUCAAUGUGAGUUCACUCAAAGGGUAUGGGCACUAGCUCCCAUCACCCCAAACGUUGAAGGUAGCGGAUUGAUAGACUUUCCUGUGGAUUGGCCGAACUUGCUAAGGCUGAACUGCCUUCCUCCAAUUGGCCUCACGUCUGCUCUACUUACCCCUUGGCUUCUCUGGUCUUUGUGGAUUGCACGCAACAACCUCCUUUUCAACAAGAAAACGGCCUCACCAGAAGAUGUCAUCACCCGGGCUGUAGCGGCUGCGAGAGAAUGGCUAAAUGCACAGGAACCAACUGUCAACAACCCCCGAAGAAACUCUAGAGUGGAGACAACAGUAGAGAAUUGCCACUGCUUACAAACAGACGCAGCAUGGGGAGCAGACACAGGACUUGCAGGCCUUGGAUGGACCGUCCAAAAGAACUCAGAGCGUUCAGAAUUUGGUGCACACUGCUACUACGUGGCGUCUCCUCUGGUAGCGGAGGCACUAGCGAUGCGCGAAGCAGUCCAGAAAUGUCGAGAGUUGGGGAUCCAACGCCUCCGAUGUGAAACAGACUCAGAGUUUGAAUUGAUUCAGUUCAGGUGGAUCCCACGGGAGAAAAACAAAGCUGCCGAUGCUUUGGCUAAGAAAGCUUUGCGCCUUGAAACUAUUGUAUUGAACUCAACCCUUAGGGCAUUGAAGAAUGCGGCAGGAUCUAAAUCGAGUGGGAGCUCUUUGGGCGAUGAUGACGUCUGUGAUUGGGGGUUUGUGGUGAGGAAGAAGAGAAGAGUGGAUGAGGUAUAUCCGAGUGGAGGUGAAGGGUCGUCGUGUAGGGAGCUGGCGAGAGUGAUUUUGAAGUUGGGAGAGGUGUACGAGAGGAUCGAAGGUGCGAAGCAGAGGAUGAUGGUUGAGUUGGAGAAACAUAGGAUGGAAGUUGCUAAGGAGAUUGAGUUGCAACGAAUGAACAUGUUGAUGGAUAUGCAGAUGGAGCUUGAAAGAUCCAAGCUUGCCAAACGUAGAACUGCUGCUUCAGAUGGGUCGUUUAGUUCUUGUAUUCAAGGGCCAAUGGUGCAAAUCACUGCAGGGGUGUGGAGAUUCAACGAAUAUCAUAUUGUAUUGUCUCAUUACAUCGUUGUCCGGGCCAAUAAACAAAUUGACUCUCGGAAGGGUUAUCUAAGGGGUGUCUUUAAUCUUAGCACACAAACUCCGCUGCUUGUCACGUUUCAGCUACCGCCUUCGAUGCUUGAGCCAGAUGGUGAUACAUGA